CGCCGGUGCCCGUGGCUGCUUGGCGCUGGCGAUCGCUGCCGCCGCCCGGCCCCGCGCCCGCCGCCGCCGCCGCCGCCGCUGCUCCCGGUGCGGAUGCGGGUCCCGCUGCGGCGGCCGGAGGUCGCGCUGACACCCCCGUUUGUUCACCCGCGGUGAGGUGCGGUGCGGCGGGGACAGCCCUGGAGCCAGCGAGGACGUGAGGAGGAAGAGGAGGAGGAGGAGGUGCCUUGGGGACCGGCGCGGGGGUCCCGGUGGCGGAGCCCUGCCAGCGCCGCACGGAGGAGCAAGGCCCGAGGAGGACCGCGGUGAUGGAAGCCCCCAGCGCGGGGUGUGCGGGGACCGGGCUGCGCGGGGACCGCGGGGAGCGGGCAGGCAGCGCCCGCCUCUGCUGAGCACCGGGGGAACAACCCCGAGGCGCUGCCCCCGUGUCGCUGUGGCCCGGUGCGGAGCGGGGCCGAGGCGCUGUGCCCCGGCAUGGCCCGGCAGGGAGCGGGGGCCAUGCUGCCCGCCGGGGGCCUCGGCUUCCCCCCGCAGAACCUGGCCCGGGUGGUGGUGUGGGAGUGGCUGAACGAGCACGGGCGCUGGAGGCCCUACUCGGCCGCCGUGUGCCACCACAUCGAGAACGUGCUGAAGGAGGACGCCCGUGGCAGCGUGGUGCUGGGGCAGGUCGAUGUCCAGCUGGCGCCCUACAUCAUAGACCUCCAGUCCAUGCACCAGUUCCGGCAGGACACGGGGACCAUGCGCCCCGUCCGGAGGAACUUCUAUGACCCAUCCUCAGCGCCGGGGAAAGGCAUCGUGUGGGAAUGGGAGAACGACAACAGCUCCUGGACCCCCUACGACAUGGACAUCUGCAUCACCAUCCAGAACGCCUACGAGAAGCAGCACCCCUGGCUGGACCUCUCCUCCCUGGGCUUCUGCUACCUCAUCUACUUCAGCAGCAUGUCCCAGAUGAACCGGCAGACGCAGCGCAAGCGCCGGCUGCGGCGCCGCAUGGACCUGGCCUAUCCCCUCACCAUGGGCUCCAUCCCCAAGUCCCAGUCGUGGCCCGUGGGCACCAGCACGGGGACUCCCUGCUCCUGCGCUCAGUGCUUGCUGGUCAACAGCACCCGCGCUGCCUCCAACGCCAUCCUGGCCUCCCAGCGCCGCAAGCUGUACCCGGGCGCGGUGCGGCAGAGCAGCACCUUCGCUGGCCCAGCCCUAUGGCCCGUGGGGACGGGCGGCGCGGCCAAGGGCGAGGGGCUGCGGGUACCCGGGGCUGGCUUCGCCCCCAGCCCCAGCGCGCCCGGCUCAGCGCCGCUGCCGGGGCUCAAUAACCUCAACCGGCCCGGGGCGCAGCGCGGGGCUGCGAUCGGAGCCCGAGCCACCGUGCCCGCAGGGGUCCCAGCUCUCCCAGUCAAGAACCUGAACAGCACCGGUCCCAUCCACCCGGCCCUCGCAGGGAUGACGGGAAUCCUCAUGUGUGCCGCGGGGCUCCCCGUCUGCCUGACCCGCGCCCCCAAACCCAUCCUGCACCCACCGCCCGUCAGCAAGAGCGACAUCAAACCCGUGCCCGGCAUCAAUGGCAUCUGCAGGAAGACCAAGAAGAAGCACCUCAAAAAGAGCAAGACCCCUGAGGACGUGGUCCGUCGGUACAUCCAGAAGGUGAAGAACCCCCCGGAUGAGGAUUGCACCAUCUGCAUGGAGCGCCUGGUCACCUCCUCCGGCUACGAGGGUGUGCUCAGCCACAGGGGCAUCAAGCCGGAGCUGGUGGGCAGGCUGGGCCGGUGCGGGCACAUGUACCACCUCCUCUGCCUGCUGGCCAUGUACAACAACGGCAACAAGGACGGCAGCCUGCAGUGCCCCACGUGUAAGGCCAUUUAUGGGGAGAAGACGGGCACGCAGCCCCCCGGGAAGAUGGAAUUCCACCUCAUCCCCCAUUCCCUCCCGGGCUACACCGACUCCAAAACCAUCCGGAUCGUCUACGAUAUUCCCACCGGGAUCCAGGGCCCCGAGCAUCCCAAUCCCGGGAAGAAGUUCACGGCGCGCGGCUUCCCGCGGCACUGCUACCUGCCCGACAAUGAGAAGGGCAGGAAGGUGCUGAAGCUGCUGAUCGUGGCCUGGGACCGGCGGCUCAUCUUCACCAUCGGCACCUCCAACACCACGGGCGAGUCGGACACGGUGGUGUGGAACGAGAUCCACCACAAGACCGAGUUCGGAUCCAACCUCACGGGCCACGGCUACCCGGACCCCAACUACCUGGACAACGUCCUGGCCGAGCUGCUGGCCCAGGGCGUCUCCGAGGCCACCCUGAAGGACUGAGGCCACGGUGAGGGGCUCCCGUCGCCUCUUCACCCCCCCCCCCCCCGUGCCCCACCGCCGCCACCUGCGCUGCUUCGCUGCCGACUCCGCAGCCCAGCCGGGUGGGCUCGGGUCCCCGUGUGUCGUUCCCCCACCCCAUUCAUCCUGGGCCACCCGGUGCCACCCGUGUCCCCGUGUUGUCCCCCAUUCAUCCCGCUCAUCGUGGGCUGGUGCUUUUGUCACACGUGGGCUCCUGGCGUGCCGCCCGCCCCACGGAGCCGCGUACAGCCGGUGCCGUGUGUCCAUCUCCGUGUAACAGAAUACACCCCGCGCCGGGACAGC
This is a messenger RNA of Neopsephotus bourkii (Bourke's parrot), 2619 nucleotides long. It is a transcript of the gene DTX1, whose product is annotated as deltex E3 ubiquitin ligase 1. Lineage: Eukaryota; Metazoa; Chordata; Aves; Psittaciformes; Psittacidae. Gene Ontology annotation, cellular component: nucleoplasm. Gene Ontology annotation, biological process: Notch signaling pathway; protein ubiquitination. The transcript has 10 exons. Bases 475 to 2298 code for a protein of 607 amino acids. The record is from RefSeq and is a predicted model, not a curated record. Gene Ontology annotation, molecular function: zinc ion binding; ubiquitin protein ligase activity.